CAGAAGAAGUAGAGAAACAGAAGGCCUGUGGCGAGAGGAGACAUUAUUGAGACGAGAAUGAGAUCUCGCCUGCGUCAGUGUCUUAUGACUGCAGUCAUGUUGAGUCUGCUGCUGUUUCUCAGCUCACUGUGGCUGCCUCAAGGAACCAUUCAGGGUUGUAAUCAGUCGUGGAGGCCGUGUCUGAGUGUGUACACACCAACCAGAGAGAUAGUUCGGACAGCUGUUACAACUGAUGCUGAUGGGCAUCAAGGAAAGGAAGUCAUCAAGGAGUGCGCUGGACAGAAAUUCCAAGUGUCCCGCCUCCUCCUUUAUCUAAACUCCGCCCUCGGCUCCGCCUCCGAUGUGCUACUGGAACCAUACCUUCUCAGCUGGGAGGAACUAAUCAAGUUUAUGGAGUCUCUUGGUCCUCUGGUGGGUUUUUUCACUCAUAAAGUUGAGGAGAAGAUCAUCCUCAUCCGACAGCUGUCACAAGAAGAAUCUGAGAAACAUCUCAAUAGAAGCGUCGCUCCUGAGUCCACCCACAAUUAUGAACACUUAGCCCCGCCCACUUCGCCACACGCGUAUCACUCUGUAGGCUCCAUGCUGGAGGCCGAACUGCAGAGGGGCGUGGUCUCCUUUGACACGCAGACGCCCUCCGGAAGUCGGACUUUGCUCCGCCUCCAUCGCUCAUUGCUCUGGUUACAGCUGUUGCUGGAGAAGCUGGGGGCGGAGCCUGAGGAGCGAAGCAUGGGAGAACUGUGCCGUGACGCGUAUCUGGAGGUUUUAGCGCCACAUCACCCCUGGCUGGUGCAGCGCGCGGCGGAACUGGUGUUUCGAGCGAUGCCCGACCGCAGCGUGUUCCUGCAGCUGGUGUGUGUACAGACGCAAGAGGAGGCGGAGCCUGUGAUACACGUCAUUGUCGCAGCCAUCCGAGAAAUUCAUGACAGAACGCAGAAAGAGCUACAGCUCAGAAACAUGCUGGACCUGCCUUAAAGGAACUGUUCACUUCUUUCAUCACUUACACUUCUGUCAGCUCAUGACUUACUUUCUUCUGUGGAACACAAAACACAAAAGGACUUAAAUAUUGAUCUGUUUCUCUUCUGAAGACAUGCAUUAAACCACUGGAGUCUUAUGGAUUACUUAUAUGCUGCCUUUAUGUGCUUUUUUGAGCUUCAAAGUUCUGGUCACCAUUCACUUGCAUUGUAUGGACCUACAGAGCUGAGAUAUUCUUCUAAAAAUCUUCAUUUGUGUUCUGCAGAAGAAAGAAAGUCAUACACAUCUGGGAUGGCAUGAGGGUGAGUAAAUGAUGAGAGAAUUUUCAUUUUUGGGUGAACUGUCCCUUUAACACACAGACACUCCUACACAUUUCAUUCACGUGAAUCUGAAAAAGAAAAAAAAUGCUAUUGAAGUUAUUUUUAAAUGAUUAACCAUCUUAACAUUUCCGGCUUAUUUCUGACUCUCAGUUGCUGAGGUCGCAGAAACAUUUGACAAAAGGCUAUAACUUAAUAUUUGGUCCACCCCACCAAAUGUGACACUCCUGCAUGCAGGGGUGUAGAUUCCGGGGGGGAUGGGGGGGAGACAUGUUUAUACAUGUUUAUACCAUGAUCAAUGGAGACAUGUAAAUGCUUCAUGCUGAAACCCUCCCAACAUUCAAGCCAAAUAAUCCCUACACCCUUGCCUGUAAAAAAUGAGGAAAAUGGCUUUUGUAGAGGACAGUAAUGCUAUAUGUGCACACCAGAUGUCACUGUUUCACUGUGUUCAAGUCUGUGUUCUAUUUUACAUUAUUUAUGAGUUCUAUACAUAUUUUGUAGCUCCAUGGUUGUAUAUUAUAAAGUUAAAACUCCCAAAUAAAUCAUCCAGGAAGUGG
Myxocyprinus asiaticus (Chinese sucker) is the source of this 1846-nucleotide messenger RNA. RefSeq names its product glycolipid transfer protein domain containing 2a (gene gltpd2a). Gene Ontology annotation, biological process: intermembrane lipid transfer; ceramide transport. The record is from RefSeq and is a predicted model, not a curated record. Lineage: Eukaryota; Metazoa; Chordata; Actinopteri; Cypriniformes; Catostomidae. Bases 58 to 972 code for a protein of 304 amino acids. The transcript is spliced from 4 exons. Gene Ontology annotation, cellular component: membrane; cytosol; cytoplasm. Gene Ontology annotation, molecular function: ceramide 1-phosphate binding; ceramide 1-phosphate transfer activity.